Molecule: messenger RNA, 1125 nt
Organism: Empidonax traillii (willow flycatcher)
Lineage: Eukaryota; Metazoa; Chordata; Aves; Passeriformes; Tyrannidae
Product: long-chain fatty acid transport protein 1-like
Exons: 10
Biological process (GO): phosphatidylserine biosynthetic process; long-chain fatty acid import into cell; cardiolipin biosynthetic process
Cellular component (GO): mitochondrial inner membrane; plasma membrane
Molecular function (GO): long-chain fatty acid-CoA ligase activity; fatty acid transmembrane transporter activity; long-chain fatty acid transmembrane transporter activity
Source: RefSeq, a predicted model, not a curated record
AUGGAUGGCCAAGCGGCCGUGGCCGAGGUGGACGGGAUGCUGGGCAAGAACAUGGAGAAGUUUUGCUCCGGGGAGUUCCGGCCAGAGCUGGUGCCCAGGGACACCAAACACCUGGACCCGCUCCUGAAUUCCGCCCCCACCACCCCCCCGACCCCCACCCCGGAGAAAGGCCUGGACGACCGGCUCUUCUACAUCUACACCUCGGGCACGACGGGGAUGCCCAAGGCGGCCAUCGUGGUGCACAGCAGGUAUUACCGGAUCGCCGCCUUCGGCUACUACGCCUACCGGAUGCGGCCCGAGGACGUGAUCUAUGACUGCCUGCCCCUCUACCACUCUGCAGGGAACAUCAUGGGGGUGGGGCAGUGCCUGCUGCACGGGCUCACCGUGGUCAUCAGGAGGAAGUUCUCGGCCAGCCGCUUCUGGGACGACUGCGUCCAGUACCGCUGCACGAUCAUCCAGUACAUCGGGGAGAUCUGCCGGUACCUGCUGAGCCAGCCGGUGCGCGAGGCCGAGCGCCGGCACCGCGUCCGCCUGGCCGUGGGCAACGGGCUGAGGCCCCACCUGUGGGAGGAGUUCACGCGGCGCUUCCGCCUGCGCCAGAUCGGCGAGUUCUACGGGGCCACCGAGUGCAACUGCAGCAUCGCCAACCUGGACGGCAAGGUGGGAGCCUGCGGGUUCAACAGCCGGAUCCUGCCCAACGUCUACCCCAUCCGGCUGGUGAAGGUCAACGAGGACACCAUGGAGCUGGUCCGGGAUUCCCGGGGGCUCUGCGUGCCCUGUCGCCCCGGAGAGCCGGGGCUGCUGGUGGGGCAGAUCGACCAGCGGGACCCUCUGCGGCGCUUCGACGGCUACGUCAGCGAGAGCGCCACCAGCAAGAAGAUCGCCCACGACGUGCUGCGCAAGGGGGACCAGGCCUACCUCUCAGGGGACGUGCUGGUGAUGGAUGACCUGGGCUACAUGUACUUCCGAGACCGCGGCGGGGACACGUUCCGGUGGCGCGGCGAGAACGUCUCCACCACCGAGGUGGAGGGAGCCCUGAGCCGCCUCCUCAACCAGGCCGAUGUCGUGGUCUACGGGGUGGCCGUUCCAGGAGUGGAGGGCGAGGCGGGCGUGGCCAUUCCCACU